Canariomyces notabilis is the source of this 2082-nucleotide messenger RNA. RefSeq lists its product as uncharacterized. The transcript has a single exon. Bases 1 to 2082 code for a protein of 693 amino acids. The record is from RefSeq and is a predicted model, not a curated record. NCBI's taxonomy places the organism in Eukaryota, Fungi, Ascomycota, Sordariomycetes, Sordariales, Chaetomiaceae.
AUGGAGGAAGGCUUCCGUGCGGAGACAAGCGAUUCCACCAGAGUAACGACCCGUCCUGGACCAGAUGCUUGUCGCCUGUUGGCCAAUCCAUCAACCUCGGUCGCUGUUGCGUCCUCUUGUUCACUGGUUGAGCACCCGACCGUUAGCCAAUAUCACGGCGCUGGCUCCUCUCCAUUGACUUCACCAGAGUUAGAUGCCGCAAAGGAUUCGGCGCCGUUGGCUUCACGGCAGAUUAAUGGAGCACAGCUUUCGACCCCAUCAACAUCGCCAGAGACCGACACAGCCCAGUUUACGGAUCGUAAAGCAGUCGCGCCAGGAGCGUCUGGAAAGAAAGUCGAUAAUGAUAAUGGCAUGGAACUUGCCUACGACACCUCUUGCGUGGCGCCGAUUCCCUUCCCACGGCCUAGGCCUGGGAUCACCUGCCAUCCAGUUCGGAACAGAACCAGGAUCCCGAACCCCCCGCUCGAUCUAGCGACAGCCCUGAACCGAGACAAGCCUCUGGGCAGGCGGGUGACAGCCACACCGAUUGUUACAGUUUCGGACUGGGAUGGCGCCCACGUGUGCGGCACUCUCGCCGAGACAGCGGCCAUCGGGGGGGAGCCCAUCCUCUUUGCCAAACAGGUCGAAAUCGGGCAACCAAGUAUUCCGUAUGGCGACUUCGCAGUCUUGCGCCAUGAUUUCUUCAAAUUCCCGCAGCCCGACAUGGGAAAGAUUAAUCGAGAAUUCGACGAAGACUAUCUGAAAGUGAAGAACCCUCCUACUCUAGGACUCGACCUGCCGAUUGUCGACAAAUGCAUGGACCGAUAUGCCGAGGAAACCAUGGUCUUUGCCGAGACAAUGGAAGAGCACCAGGACCAAUUUGACUCGUGGCAGCAUGUCAUCACCUCCAAUGAAAAAGCCCUCAAGGAUCUUGAUGAGAAACGGGGACGGGUGAUUCGAGAUUACAAACAGCUGAAGUCGGUGCUGCCCGCGCGCAUCCCGCGCGAAUACCUUGCCGAGAUCGCUGCGGCAGAGAAGGUUGCGCAAAGAGAUAUCGCACAGGCACAGCGCGAAAUCAGGCAUAAUAUCGUCCGUGGCAAUACCAUGAUUGCGAACCAUCUCCGGUGGGACUUUGACCUACCCGCAGCGAUUGACGAAGCACAAGUCAAGAAAGUCGAGAACGAGACUGCCCAAGAGGAGCAUGCGUCUUUGAUGAGAGCAGCAAGAACGAUUGGGACGCCCUAUUUCGCGACAGGGCAAGAUAACUCAGCAGUACAAGGGGUGACUCAGCAGCUCGCUUUGGUCGACGUCAAAGGAAAGGGGGUACUCAAGGAUUCACAGCCAUCACGAUUUGAAGGACUCAACUCAGCAGAAGACGAGAUUAUCUCCACCGUUCCAGAAUGGUUCACAAUCCUAGACUCCAAGGGUAUCAUCAGACUCCGCGCGCGUAAUCCCAAAGACAGACUUAAGGAACUCCUCAAGAUGAUCGCAGACACGUCGCUCGCCUCGACCACUGAGCAAGUAAAUCCGCCAAAGAAAGCAUCUACCAAAGAAUACCACGACCCAAACCCGGGUUGGCCGUACAUUAAAUGGCGGGUCCGGGGAGGAUGGUGGACAUGCCGCAGCGGCCCAGAGGCGUCGCGCGCUGAACGGAAGUGCAAGCUCUGCCACAAAGAAGAGGCCGAGGCACCCGUGCCCAGUGCCGCUGGACCUAGCAACACAGACAAACACAAGAUGCUUAUGGCGGAAGUUGACAAAGCCAUGGCUGAGGCGAACAAGAGGGACAAUAUGCGGCUACGGGAACGGCAGCAAAGUGAAGAUGAGGAGAAGGCGCAGCGUCGGCAGCAAGAGGAGUGGCGACGCCAAGGUGGCGGAUUCUUGGCCUAUGACUUGCUCUAUGGUGGACGGAUGGAUGACGUGAACUACGCCAGCCGGGUUGGACUGUCAAGACAACACAGUGAACCCAAAUACAACACGGAAGUGGUCGCAACGUUCUCGAGCUCGGCAUCAAGCUGCAUGAGCCAGGCAAAGUCCCAGGAAUCCUUCACAGAGUCUGAUGGAAAGCCGAAGAAGAAGGGCAAGUCUGUGAGUUUCCUGGUUUGA